AUGGAUCUGUCUCGCAGACUAGACAUAAAACACAUUGACAAAUUUGAUGGCACUAACUACCAACAAUGGAAGCACGGUCUCCUUAUGGAGUUGGAAUUGGUCGAGCUCCUAGAUAUUGUUGAGGGUUACGAACAGUGCCCUGAUGAGAUAUUUGCAGAUGAUGCAAAUUUUGAAGACGAGAAUAAUUAUCCUAUACCUACAAACAUUGGCGCUCUAAAAGAAUGGAGAAAGAAAGACUGCAUUGCAAGGACCAUGAUUUAUCACACAAAUGACAAAGAACGUCAGAAAGGGCAAGACUCGUACAAGAAGAACGAAAAAUUAAAAGGAGGAAGCCUGAAAGCAACGCAACAGGUCAUAGUAAUGAAGAUGGUGCAUUUAUUGGCCAGCAUCAUUCUCACCGACAAGACAAUCACAGAAGGCCGCCUAAGAAGUGCUCGAACUGUCCUAACUAUACCAAUCACUGGUCCAGAGACUGCGCAACUCAGCAUAUUGUCACACGAGUUGUCUUCCAAGAUGUUCACCCUUUCCGAUGUAUUGUCCGAUUGGAGGUAUUUUGACGUUGCCGUUGUGCGCCUGAAUGUAAGUGAUCGGAGGCUGUUUGCCACACUCCUAAACGAUGCUAAGGUUACGGGUACCUCUUUGGAUUUUACACCGUUUUCAGGGGAAGUUUGGGAAUUGUACUUCUAUUACAGUAUGUAUCCCGGCUACGCGAAGUAUCGCGAUUUUUAUUCCCACAACUAUGCUUGA
Molecule: messenger RNA, 747 nt
Organism: Daphnia magna
Lineage: Eukaryota; Metazoa; Arthropoda; Branchiopoda; Diplostraca; Daphniidae
Exons: 5
Coding region: 1-747 (248 amino acids)
Source: RefSeq, a predicted model, not a curated record